Messenger RNA from Hydatigera taeniaeformis, 306 nucleotides. The record is from the annotation of a GenBank genome assembly. Lineage: Eukaryota; Metazoa; Platyhelminthes; Cestoda; Cyclophyllidea; Taeniidae.
AUGGGACCUUGGUGGCUUGGUUUGGGCGCUGCGAGUGUCGGGAUUUCUCCCUGCCCGACUGUCGGAACUGUUCUUCCCUUUUUGAAACAGUGUCUUAGUGUCCCUCAGACUUUUGCUGUUCGGAAUUAUAAGGUUGUCGGUCGCCUUCGGUUAAGAUGCCGUGACUGUUUCUUUGAGAGGCGGGAUAAUCGACUGUAUGUCGAAUGUAAGACUCAUGCGCGUCACCGACAGGCACAGAUAAUGACUGAACCUCGAACUCCAUGGCGGUUUCGUCGGAAGAUUUGGAAACAUGUCAGGUGGUACUGA